GUUAACGAUGUCGACUAUUGGCUUUCCACUCCUGAACCAAAGCCAGCAACACAAACACCAUCAGAGUCUCUGGUAUGUUCACAUUUUUUGUGAAAGGCGUACAUACUAUCUUCUCAAAAUCAUUUCACCAAGCCUAUUUGAUAUUUAUAUUCGUAUACCACUUACCAAAUACAAUUUUUCUAUCUUUUUAUAGAAAAAUGAGGUAAAACCAGAUUUACCUGAACCACCGGUAUCAGUAGCAGUGGAAACACCAAAAUCCUCAAAAGUAAGUCCUCGUUCAUUUAGAGUAAGUCUUCGUUCAGUCCUUAUCAUUUAUAGACCCUCCGCUCGGGGGAUUUGGCGAAAUAUUACCCGAAUUUAUCACGUCGGGUAAUAUUUCGCCGAAUCCCCCGAGCCAAGACGGAAGGGUCUAUAAAUGAUAUAUUAUACCGAAAAUUAAAAGCCUCCAAGUUGAGAAUAUAAAACUUGCCAUGCACAUACAUUCAUGAAUACGAUGUUAAAUUAACAGAUGUUUUAUUUUUUUAUUAACGCACUUCAAGUAUUUGUCACUUUUCUUUUGAAUCACAUAUCGUUUGGAAUAUUCAUGAUAACUUUUUCAAAAUUUGCAUCAAAAUUUUCAAAAAAACGAGCUUUUUGAAGUUUAAAAACUUAAUAAUUCAUCACUCUUUAGUAUGUUUUGUCGGCCAUCUUGUUUGCGUGAUCGCCGCGCGUGGUUUACGCGAAUCAUGUCACCUGGGUGAUAUGAUUGAAAUCACCCGCUGCGUCAAGUACAAUGACGUAAGGCGUGAUUCGAUAAUAAAUUUCUUGCUCACGUGGCACAAACUUAGAUUUCUGAUUGGACACUUUGAAUUUGAGGUAUAUAUUAAUAUAUUCACUACUUUGGAGCACACGUUGAAUAUUUAACAAAUAUAAAACAUUUUCCGUGUUGAUAUACAGUUAUAUCAACACGAGUGGAAAUUGGGAAAACGAGAAAUUGUGUGGAAACACGACGCCCGAAGGGCGGAGUGUUUUCACACAAUUUCGAGUUUUCCCAACUUCCACGAGUGUUGAUAUAACUAUAUAUCAAUACGGAAAAAAUGUUUUAUAUUUGUUUUAUAAUAUAGCAAUGUCAAAAGCCCGAAGAAUAAGAAAAAUUUCCGUGUUUACAAGCGGCGGAAAAUUUCCCGUGUUGACAUGGAGUUAUAUCAACACGGCUCUUAGCCAAUCAGCGUUCAGAAUUUACAAAUACUAUAUUAUAAUGAGUAUUGUAAAAUAUUUGAUAUUUUAUUGGAUUGAAGCUUUUUACAAAAAUCUACUUGUCAUGUUAUGUUGCUUUUUUUACUGUAACGAAAAGGUGCAUCUUUAAUUUAUCAAGCGGGAAGAGGGUCCAGGCAAUCGUAGCAUCCGAGAUAGACAUAAAUAAAUUGGAUCAAUAAAUUGAUGGGGUUUUUUGUAGAUGCAAUUUUCGAAUGUAAAUUUCUUUAUGACUAGUAGCAGUUCUAGGCCUUCUGGCAGGAAUGGAACCUGCGGCCCUAUGAACCUGAACGCUCACCAAAAUAGUACUGUAGACCAGAUUCCUCUCAAAGAGCCUAUAAUUAGCCUUUCUCACGAUGGCCAAAUUCGCCAUUUUUGGGGUACUUUUUUUUAAAAACGACGUGAAAAAUUUUUUUCAAAAAUUUGACUGUAAAUUAACUUAUUAUACUCGCAAUUAUAGUUAUACAGGGUGUCAAAAGAAAAACGCUAUGGAAAUUCAACAGGCUGUCAUGCAUCAUAAACGUGGCUAAACAAUUCAAUUUUUACAUAGGACGAAAGAACAGUUAUUUAGCUUUUGAAUGAUACUCUUUUUAAAUCGUAACGAUGAGAAAUGGCCACAUACUCGUCAAAUAGAAAUUGCCGGUCGAAAUCACAUUCUUCCAUUGUUGGGAAUUGCAUGGAAAUGAAUGCAUAAACAAUUCCCAAGAGGGAAUUAAAAUUGAAUGUUAAAUUAUCUAAAAUAAAUUCAACUCGUCAAUCUUCGUCUUAGUGAGACCACAAGAACGUCCAUUAUUGCAUUAAACAUGGUUCAAUUAACCCCUGAACAGAGAAUAUUCGUAAUCAAAACGUUUUACGAAACAAGUACCUUGCAGCUGACUCGCGGUGCUUUUGGAUUGAUUGACUUUGCAUAAUUAAUGUAUUUUCAAUUCUCAACAGUGGAAGAAUGUGAUUUUGACCGAAAAUUUUUAUUUGCCGAGUAUAUGGCCAUUUCUCAUCGUUACGGUUUAAGAAAUAUAUCAUAGAAAAGCUAAAUAACAGCUCUUUCGUCCUAUGUAAAAAUUGAAUUGUUAAGUUAAGUUUGUGAUGCACAACAGCCUGUUGAAUUUUCGUAGCGUUUUUUUUUAGACACCCUGUACAAAUCCCUUAUUCACUGCGUACAAUCUCAGAUUUGGAAAAGACAGCUGUACCCAAAAAAUGGCGGCGUGAGAAAUGCUAAUUGCGUUUUACGCAAUUGAGCCUGCAUAAUUCACUUACAAAGAAAAUGCCAAUCGCGUUUAGCUGAAUAAAACGUUUUGUAUAUUGCAGUCAAAGAAAAGUAAGUCUGAGAAGAAAUCAAAAGAAAAGAAACAUAAACAUAAAAAGAAACCACGUGAUGAGCCUGAAGUGCAAGAGAUACAACCCGACGUUCCUGCUGAAGAACCUUCCAUGAUUAGUUUAGUUGAAGUAGAGCAAGAAGAAGAG
Molecule: messenger RNA, 2694 nt
Organism: Paramuricea clavata
Lineage: Eukaryota; Metazoa; Cnidaria; Anthozoa; Malacalcyonacea; Plexauridae
Source: the annotation of a GenBank genome assembly